Sporisorium graminicola is the source of this 2871-nucleotide messenger RNA. RefSeq lists its product as uncharacterized. Gene Ontology annotation, molecular function: nucleoside diphosphate phosphatase activity. The record is from RefSeq and is a predicted model, not a curated record. Bases 1 to 2871 code for a protein of 956 amino acids. Gene Ontology annotation, cellular component: membrane. Gene Ontology annotation, biological process: nucleoside diphosphate catabolic process. NCBI's taxonomy places the organism in Eukaryota, Fungi, Basidiomycota, Ustilaginomycetes, Ustilaginales, Ustilaginaceae. The transcript has a single exon.
AUGAGCUACCCAAUACAGGGAUCGUCCUCUCAGCCCUAUGGCGCCUACACCUUCAACACGCCCGUGAAGCAGCGACAAAGACGGCAAUACGCACCGCCUUUACAGCAACAGCAGAAGCGUCAGGCACAGUCGACACACCUUGCAAGACGAGAAAAUGUUGAAGACGCCUACACCUGGAAUGCCGCUGCCAAGGCGGCAAAUCCCAAGCUCAACGAGUCGCCGCUCAAAGAUGCCGUUCCCGGGGCUGCACAGCUCGAUGCGCCUGCCUCCUGGCUCGAAGGUCGAAAGUAUGCCGUUCUUAUCGAUGCCGGCUCCUCCGGCUCUCGCAUGCAGGUCUACUCUUGGAAGGAUCCAAAGCUUGAGCGUGCUUUGCGAGCCAGCAAGGGUCUCGAUGCCAAGGUGCUACCCAAAGUCGAAAAGGGCACCUGGGAAAGCUCGGGCGUAGACUGGAGUCUCAAAGUCGAACCUGGCCUCUCCUCUUACGGAGACCACCCGGCCGAUGUCGGCAACUACCUCAAGAGUCUUCUCGACCACGCUGAGAAGAUUGUACCUCAAUCUGCCUGGGCCGAGACACCCAUUUAUGUCAUGGCAACGGCUGGCAUGCGCUUGCUUCCUGAGCCCCAGCGCGAAGCAGUGCUCGCCGAAACGUGCCGUUACAUCCGCGAACACACCACGUUCAGCCUCAAUGGAGGAGGAUGCGACGCGCAUGUCCAGGUCAUCAGCGGUGAAGAGGAGGGUUUACUAGGAUGGAUCUCGGUCAAUUACCUCAUGGACGGCUUCCACAUUCGCGGCAAAAAGGCGUCUCUCGACGGCGAGACCGACAUCCAGGAGGGCAAAUCCACUUUUGGCUUCCUCGACAUGGGCGGCGCCAGCACCCAGAUUGCCUUUGAACCCAGUAGAAAGGCACUCCAGGGCGAAGGCGCAGCUGCCGAAGCCGAUCUCACCACCGUACCACUUCGCAUGCUCGACGGCACCGAGGUCUCGCACAAGGUCUUUGUCACCACCUUUCUCGGCUAUGGCACCAACCAGGCACGGCAGCGGUACAUUGAUUUGCUUCGCUCGGAUGCAGUCAAGGCUCAGGAAUCCAACCAGCUCCUGUCCGACCCGUGUCUUCCCAACGGACUGCAACUCGCCCAUGUUGAUGGCAAAUCGGAUGUUUCGUUGAUGGGCGCAGGAAACUUCACCGCCUGCCUCGAAUCCAUGCAUCCGCUUCUUGACAAGGAAGCAGUGUGUCACAAGCCGCCAUGCCUCUUCCACGGCGUCCACGUGCCCAAGAUCGAUUUCAGCGUGAACCACUUCAUCGGCGUCUCGGAAUACUGGUUCAGCUCGCACGAUAUCUUUGGACUCGGCGGCGUCUACGACUUUGUCGACUUCCAGAAGGCCGCUGUCGACUUUUGCGGAAAGCCUUGGGCCGAGCUUAAGCAGCAUCUCGAUGCGAAAGAUUUUUUCGGGCCCGAAGUGCAACUGAGCCGUCUGCAGACGCAGUGCUUCAAAGCUGCCUGGAUGGUCACCGUUCUGCACGAAGGCAUCGGCAUUCCACGCAUCGUCGACCACAAGGGUGCGGGCGAUGGUACCGAUCACGCCGACGAGGCGCAGGGCAAAGGCGAGCAGAAGAACCUCUUCCAGAGCGUCAACGACAUUGAGGGCUUCUCGGUCAGUUGGACCCUGGGCAAGGCUGUGUUGGAGGCGAGCCACGACAUUCCACCUGCACCAGGAUCGCUGCCUUCCCCAUUUGACGAGCUCACCAAGUCCAACUCGAAACUCGGCCAGUGGGAUCCCUUCCGACCCAAGUGGCACACCACGGGCGAAGGCUCGGCAUUCCCGCCCGCUCUGAACAGCGCAAGGAGGCACAUGAGCCCAAUCUCACUGAUCGUUAUGGUCGCUAUCUUCCUCGUGCUGCUCAUCACCUGCCUCUGCACCCGCGGUCGCGGUCCGCGUGCCACCAGAAGGCGAGCGGCCAUCAAGGACAUGCUACCACCGCCGCUGGGCACACUUGGCGGCAUGUGCAGCACCAAGCGCGCCAGUCGUGGCGACUACGUUCUUGCCAGCAUGGAGGAAGCUUCCGGCGAUGUCUCGAAGCGCGGCUUCUGGUCCAAGUUGGGCAAGCGCGCUGACGGCAAGGACUACAGCCCGACGAUGGAAGCCGAGUUUGGUUUCAGCUCCGAGGGCAGCUCGGAAGAGAGCAGCAGCGGCUCGAGUGGAUCCGCGGGAGCAGGCCUGCGGACGUCGUCGCGCAAACGGGCUAGCAAGGGUGUUGCUGGUGUGCUGGGCUGGCCAGUACGUCGUGUGGCUCUCGCCUUGACUUCUACGUUUCCUUCGCUCCUGCCCAGGCGUACGACGCGGCCCAAGAAGCGCAACUCGAGUCUGCCCAUGAGUCGAGACGGGUCUGCCUCGGAUGGUGUACUGGGACACGGCGCUCGGAUCGCAGCUCGUAGAGGAGCGACUGCACCUACCAUGGUGCGAGUGUCGCGUCCAGCAUCUCCCACUUUCACGGGCAUCACCACAGGCACGGCCAUCUCACGACCAGCAUCGCGCACCUCGAGCCGAGCGCCUACGCCGGUGUUGGGACAUCGUCUCACCUCGGCGACGCUUUCGACUCGCUCUGGACUCACUACACCUGGCGGCAAUGCCAGCGGCGCCCUGUCUCCUGGUGGACCCGGUUCGCCUCUGGGCGAGCGUACGAUCCGGCCUGGGUUGUUUUCAGCUUCGCUGAGCCGGGCUCACUCGGUUGCAGACAUGUCCACCGUUGAGUCUGGUUUGCUGCUUGCACCCACAGCACCUCGUCCACCGACGAGACAAGGCUCGCCAGCGCCUCCGCACCUCAGCGCCAUGUCGGAGCUCCGCAAUGGAGACGGCUCUCCAGACGUAUGA